Messenger RNA from Entrophospora candida, 693 nucleotides. Lineage: Eukaryota; Fungi; Glomeromycota; Glomeromycetes; Entrophosporales; Entrophosporaceae. The record is from the annotation of a GenBank genome assembly.
AUGGAUCAAUACUCAAAUUAUGGUGGUCAACAAGAACCACCUUCAAAUUAUGAAUAUCAACAAUACAACGAUCCGUAUGGCCAAGGUGGGUAUGUAGCUCCAGCGAAUCCUUCAUCGGAAUAUUAUUACGGAGGAUUAGGUGGUAGCGGAGCUAAUGCAAGUGGUGGUACUAAUUACGGUCAAGAUUUAACAUCGGAUAAUUCAUCAUUGUCGUCUGUUCCACCGCCACCAUUUGGUGGUGUGGUACAACAAUCAUCAUUAUCACCACCACCACCUAAAAUGCAAUCAUCUUAUAGAAAUCAUAAUGAAAGUGAUUAUAAGGGUCAGAUGUCAUUUCUUAAUGUUAAAUUAGUUGAUCGGGGCAAAGAUGUAACUGAAGCCAAUCUAGCUGAGCAUUUUGGUGGAAUUGGAAUGUUGAAAAUUGAUAAAAGAACACAAAAGCCAAAAAUAUGGAUAUAUUAUGACAAGAUAAAUGGACUUCCUAAAGGAGAUGCUGCAAUUAGAUAUUUUAAUAAUCAACCAUUUCUUGAUCAGGUUAUAAAAGUUGAAAUGUCAGUACGAAAAAUUUCCGCUGCAGGAUUUAAUAAUGGUGAUUGGGCAUGUGAUUCAGGUGGUAAUUAUGAUCAAGGGUAUGGAAGACAGGGUAAACCGGAUGAUCGACAAGAUCGUCGUGAUAGACAUCGCCCUUAUUAA